UUCCUCAUUGCAACCGCAGUCAUGCUUCUAGUGCUCAUCAAGCAGAUCAUGGAUGCGGUGGGCAACACAGUGUUUUACAGCGGCAAUCUCUACCACAACCCGGCCUUUGAUUGGUCACCUGCCAUGUCCGCCCUUGUUAUCCACGCCGGCAAGCUGGAUGAGGCCAGUCUCGCGCUAUCCAUGGAGCCAAUCACACGAGCCUACGUCUUCCCCCACCUGACAAAACUCCUGAAGCAGACCCCCUGGGCGCCCUUCCCCAAGCCCCCAACCCGCUACGCACGCCAGGUGGACUGGUGGGCGUUCCUAUUCCACUGCGCCAUCAUCCUCGUGUGGGAUACACUCUUCUUCCUCCCGGCGGCUAUCAUGUCUGUGUGCUCUCACAUCAUUGCGCCCAUUGUCACGGGGACGAUUCAGAAGAUGGUGGUGACGAUCAGCUUUGGGCUGUCUGCCGGGGAUUUGAACCACGCGUAUAUUUAUGUGGACGAGCAUCUGGAUUUAAAUCUCGCCACUCAGCAAGUCGACCAAUGGAAUGUGCAGAAUCUGCUGGCAGAGGCGAAGACCAAGUCACUCAAGGGAGAGUUGAUGCCCGGCUAUGAGGACGACACCGUGGAGCAACCCGAGUGGAUGGAGCCCGUAUCGCACUCCCCCCAUCCCCACGCCUCGCGCUCUCCCCUCCGCUCUCCCCGCUCUGCUGCUGCUGCUGCGACGUCUGUGGAGCUGAACCAGAGCAAGGACGGGGUGCACAAGCGCAAGGGGUUUCGGGAAGUGGUGGAAAUGCAACUUGCAGGGGGUGGUGAGUCCGCUCAGAAGCCACCUCGGAAGGGGUUUCGGGGUGUGGUGGAGAGGCGAAUGGCAGGGAGAUGUGGCACCAAGGCAGGAGGGGAUGAUGAACAUGGCCGCAUCGCUACCCCGCCUGCUAUGGAAGAAGCAGCAGCAGUGGCGGAGGAAAUGGAGGAGGGGGGGCCCUCUGAGACACAUCCGCACCCAAGCUCUCAAAAGGAGAGAAUGGUGUCUGUGCAAGAAGCACCAGAGGACAGCGGCAAGGAGAAGCUGGUAUACGAGUUUCUGUGGGACGAUCAGGAGCUGGCAGUGAUGGCAGAGCAGUCGCAGACCUUCCAGCGGCUCAAGUCCCAAAUGAAGAAAAUCGGCCGCAACCCGCGGCUGAGCGAGCGCGAGUUUGAGCGGCAGCUGCAGCAGCUGUGCGUGAUGAUUGAGGAGCGAAUUGGAGAGCUGACCGGGCGGUUUGACUUGAAUCAUGGGGCGUAUUUCAGAGACCCGCGCAUCCUGCGUGUGAUUGCGCAUUUCAUUGAGAAAAGGGAGCUUCCGGAGUGGUCCAAGGACAUGGAUGGGGAUAUCUGGCGGUGGAAUGAGAACUUAGCUAAGAUCCAGUCGAAGCAGCUGCAGCAGAUGGCAAUUGGGAGCAGCUCGGGAAGAGCAGGGGGAGUGGGAGGAGCAGGGGGGGUGGGAGAUGGGAAGGAAGGAGGUGAGGGAUCAGGAGAGGGAAAGAGCCGAACUGCUAGGCUGAAAUCGAUGCUGAAGAACAUCCGUGGGGGGAGUUACAGGGAAGGGGGUGGGAGCAGGUCCAGAGCGGUGAAUCUGGCGGAUAUAAGUGAGCUUGCGGAGGGAGCGACUAAAGGAGCGACGAAAUUGGCGGAAGGGCUGUUAGGUUCGGGUGGUUUCCGUAGCAAGGCUCCGAGCUUCGGCGUGCCUGGGGUGGCUUUUGCGAGCGUGAAUCCCAAAGCUAUCACAGCUCCGGGUGAAAAGGCAGGUUCACCGGUUUGA
Molecule: messenger RNA, 1782 nt
Organism: Closterium sp. Yama58-4
Lineage: Eukaryota; Viridiplantae; Streptophyta; Zygnematophyceae; Desmidiales; Closteriaceae
Source: the annotation of a GenBank genome assembly